AUGUCGCACAGUACAGGUAUGCCUACCAGGAAUUGGUUUGUGCCAGGGGAGGGUAUCGCCAGGGAAGUCAUUACAGCCGACAUUCAGCGCUACCUUGGACCAGAUGCGUUGGUGAGGCCUGGCAACGACGAGGGCGUGGACGGGUACUGGAUCACUGCAUACCGCACCCUCACAUCGCAAAUGGUCCAGGACCUCAAACUGGAUUCCCAGCGGUGGCGACAGGAAGUCCAGCAAGGACAGCAGGGACGAGGUAGUCCGCUUUUGCGAGACCAAAAGUUCCAAAAGCAGCCUGACAAGCUUCUAGUCGCCUAUCAAGAUUCCACUACCCAUCGGUCGAGACAAUACUACGGACCCACCCCAGCGCCGCCCACGGAUCGGGAACGAGCCUACCAGCAGACUGCUGCUCCAUCUUCCUACAGUGUGGAUCCCAGGGAGCAGCAAUACCGUGUACCCGCACCAUCCGGCUAUCAGCAGGAGCCGGCCUAUACGUACGCUCCACAACCCCAGCAACCUCAAGGCCAGCCGGCAUAUGCGAGCGCACAGGGUUAUCCGCCAAGGACUGCGUCUGGAUACCCUGCGUACGCUCAACCGUCACGGGAGGAGCAGCCGCAGUAUCAAGCAUCAUACGCGGAUCCAAGAGCGGAAUCAAGAGCGGACCCGAGGGCCGCAGCAGCAUAUUACUCUAACCAACCCCAGGCGUCCACACCGCAGUCAAACCAGCCGAUGUACUCAACUCCCCAGCCACCAAGGUACUAUGGAUUUGUUCCGCGGCAAUCUUUGGUCCUUUACUAA
Coniosporium apollinis CBS 100218 is the source of this 792-nucleotide messenger RNA. RefSeq lists its product as uncharacterized. The transcript has 3 exons. The record is from RefSeq and is a predicted model, not a curated record. Lineage: Eukaryota; Fungi; Ascomycota; Dothideomycetes. The coding region runs from base 1 to 792 and encodes 263 amino acids.